This is a messenger RNA of Acanthosepion pharaonis, 714 nucleotides long. The record is from the annotation of a GenBank genome assembly. NCBI's taxonomy places the organism in Eukaryota, Metazoa, Mollusca, Cephalopoda, Sepiida, Sepiidae.
AUGCAACCCGACACUCUUAAGCGUCGAAGGCCGAAUCCCCACGCCGGCGGCCUUCAUGAAGCGACCUUAUUAGAACUGACCACCUACCCUGCUUUACUACGCUUUCGCUUACUUCUCUGUUUAAAUAUUAUCUAUCUAUCUAUCUAUCUAUCUAUCUAUCUAUCUAUCUAUCUAAUUCUGUUCAUAUAUAUCUAUCUGUACAUAUCUAUCAUAUCUGUACAUAUCUAUCUCAAUCUGUACAUAUCCGUCUCAUUCUGUUCAAAUCUAUCUAUUUAUCCAUCUAACUCAUUCUAUUCAUAUCUAUCUAUCUAUCUAUCUAUCUAUCUAUCUAUCUAUCUAUCUAUCUAUCUAUCUCAUUCUGUUCAUAUCUAUCCAUCUAUCUAUCUAUCUAUUUAUCUAAAUCUUUACAUAUCUAUCUCAUUCUGUUCAUAUCUAUCUAUCUCAUUCUGUUCAUAUCUAUCUAUCUAUCUAUCUAUCUAUCUAUCUAUCUAUCUAUUUAUGUAUCUAAAUCUUUACAUAUCUAUCUCAUUCUGUUCAUAUCUAUCUAUCUCAUUCUGUUCAUAUCUAUCUAUCUAUCUAUCUAUCUAUCUAUCUAUCUAUCUAUUUAUGUAUCUAAAUCUUUACAUAUCUAUCUCAUUCUGUUCAUAUCUAUCUAUCUCAUUCUGUUCAUAUCUAUCUAUCUAUCUAUCUAUCUAUCUAUCUAUUUAUAUCUAA